Molecule: messenger RNA, 1079 nt
Organism: Prosopis cineraria
Lineage: Eukaryota; Viridiplantae; Streptophyta; Magnoliopsida; Fabales; Fabaceae
Exons: 3
Coding region: 68-832 (254 amino acids)
Source: RefSeq, a predicted model, not a curated record
CUUCCAUUCUAACUUUUCUUUUCACCAGCAAAACUAACCUUCUUCUUCUUCUUCUUCACUUGAGUUCAUGCCUCAAAGAACUAUUCGCCACCGUGCUCCGGCUACCUCCGGCCGGAGAAGUAAGCCUCCGCACCAUCCAUUCCAUUCCCCCAAUCGUCGGACUCCUCCGCGCUCCUCCAACAAGUCAAAGCCUCUGAAGAUUCUGAAGCGGUGCUCAUCGGCACCCUUACUUCUCUCCGAUUCCUCCUCCAUCGCCGCCGACGGAGAUCACGAUCUCGAUUACGAUUUCCGGCACGAAAGCAUGCUUCUCCGGCCUCAAACUUUCUCUGCUGCCUUCGAGUCUUCUCCUUCCCUCUUACCUUCCUCCCCUCAGAAUCACGAGGGGUUCAGAAAAGAAGCGAAAGUGGUGGUCAGUGUGACCGUUGACGGAAGUCCAGGGCCAAUCCGAACCAUGGUUAAACUAGGGUCAAGUGUGGACGACACAAUAAAGCUUGUAGUUAACAAGUACAGUGAUGAACGCAGAACGCCAAAGAUUGAUCCUAAUGCUUCUGCUUCGUUCCAAUUGUAUGAUUCCCAUUUCAGCCUCCAAGGUUUGGACAAAUCAGAGCUCAUUGGGGAUGUAGGUAGUAGAAGCUUUUAUCUGAGGAAGAGUAACAAUGAAUCUCCUUCCGGUUCAUUUCGUUUAGAGACUGUGACUGAUCCAUCCAAACAAGGCUCUGAUCCAUCCAAACAACCACCAACACAUAAUCCAAUGUUGUUUCCUUGUUUCAAGAUUAACAAAUUUGUUAGAAGACUCUGCAGGAUCUGGAAGAUGGUGGUUUGCUCCAAAUGAAGUAAUUUCACUUACUUUUGAUUAGAUUACUUCAACUUUAAUUAGUUUGGACUCAAGCAACCAUUUUUUCUGUUGCUCGAGUAUUUAUUCUGAUUCAUUGCUUUUCUUUGGUUUUGAGUGAAUGAGCUGUAAAUAGAUGGUAGGAUAUGAGGAAUUGUGUUUCUUCUCAGUGGCAAGUCCUCAAUUGCUUAAAAUAAUGAUGCUUAGACUUGUAGCAUUCAAAGUACUAAACGGAAAGUUCAAGAAA